This is a messenger RNA of Drechmeria coniospora, 3087 nucleotides long. RefSeq lists its product as uncharacterized. Lineage: Eukaryota; Fungi; Ascomycota; Sordariomycetes; Hypocreales; Ophiocordycipitaceae. The transcript is spliced from 2 exons. The coding region runs from base 1 to 3087 and encodes 1028 amino acids. The record is from RefSeq and is a predicted model, not a curated record.
AUGGAUUUCCGAAAGAAGUCGUUCCGGGAGAGGCUUGCACAAGAACCAGAGAUCAGUCUAUUGGGUGCCGCCUUCAACCUGCCCACUCGCCGUGAUAUGCAGCGGAAUAGACAGCGCCGAGCCGGUCGUAUUGCCAACGUUUCCCGUCAAUCUUGUCGGCGCGUGAGCAUGCAGCGGGACGCGGUAUUCGACGACGAAGAGGCCACCAGUACUUCCGUCGGAGAGAACCAGGUUGUCAUCGAAGAAUUUGUCGCUUCAUCCUCCGGAAGCUAUAGUGAAAGCGACGUCAGCGAAGUGGAACUGACUUGUGACGACAAUGAGCACGGUAGAUGUUGGGAAGUAUCAAGCGCGUGCACGCCAUCAACCCAAGAAUCAUCACUUCUCCGUUCAGAGGCUAGAGGGUCACCUGCUUCUGCAACUCGAGAGCGAUGCUUGAAGGACUCGCUCCCCAGGACCAUUCCAGCGAACCCUUACGUGGAUUCCUCACGCAAAAAGCCCCGACGUCUGCGGAAGGUGAAAGCUGCGCUGAGAGGUCGAUUAAUUCGGUCCGAAAACUCCCAUCCUGUCACACGACCGGCACAGGGGUCGACUACGAAGCCACCUCGAUCGAUAUCAGAGUCCGCAACUUCUCCUAGGACACAAAGGCCAGCCAUUCAGCCCUCAUACGUUGCACUGGCGCCGCAAUACUCGCUUUCACAAGUUCAUGAUGCUCACAAAAUCCACCAAUACCCUCCACCCUAUUUCCAGCAACCGUAUCUCACUCAACCCAUGACUACUGCAGCGACUCCCGGACAACCCCAAACUGGUCCACCGAGUCUCACACAUGCAUCAGUGCUUAGAACCGAUGGCGAAACCCAAACGCAAAAUUUCUCCAAGGAGCUCAAGAGAAUUCAGCGCAAGAUAGACCAGGCCUGGAUGAAGUUGUCACGCAAUCCUGGAGAUCAUGUGGUUCGCUUGGAGCUUAAAGGAUUUCAAGAAAGACUCAAGUCAACACUGGACACUGCUACCGCCCAAUCGAUGCCCAGAAACGCAACUCGGAAUUUCCUUGCCGUUCAGACUACUCCGGCCCAGACUCGGACGGCUUCGGUGGCACGCAGGGACGAGAGCCCAGGUCCAACCAUUCGACAUCACCUAUGCUCCAGCUGCGGCGGGAUUCGAUCUGAAAAGUUCCACUGUAAACAUCCUCUCGCUCCGGGUCGAAAGCCGCUCUUCAACUACUGUGGAUCUUGCAGGGAUGAGAUCAUGAAAACUGGUGUCACGACUGAGCGCCAUGUUUUCUGCUACGGCUGUGGUGUGGCCAGAUCAAAAGCCUUUCAACGCCGGCAUAUCAUCACGAGAGCAGAUCCGAUGCUGCCGAAUUAUUGCAUGAGGUGCAGGCGUGAGGUUCGUGGAAUGGAAAGCACGGUUGAUGCCUCCUUUGUCAGUUCUGCGCUCGAAAGCUCCCACGGCCAAGCACUGCGUGAUUCCGCACGAACCACUUCAGCCAACCGUGACCGCACAAGCACCGAAUAUUUUGCGGCGCAAGCCCACGAGAAGCAGCCCGAGAGUGCUUCUGCGUCCCAAAACGGGCGACGACGACGAGCAACAAAAUAUUCGGAGGCAGAAUCCAUCAAUAAGAUAGACUUCAGGUCUCCCUCAUCAAAUCUCAACCAUCCCAACACUGUACCGAGUCCGUCUUUCCGCCCAGAUCGUAGACAUGGAUCAGCUCAACGGCGUGCUGAGCGUCAAGGAGAGGAGCUCUUCACCCCGAUGAGCCCUCCGGCAAACCAAACAUCCUACCAGCAGCCAUAUGUGGAAGACGCCGAAACAAACACACCGGUGCACGCACCUCUUGGGACACGUCGCAUGCCGUCUCGUUCUACUGGCAUGGGUGGCCAUGUGACUUCGUCAUCUGGUGGAAGCACCAGGCAUUUCGGAACGUGGAAGGACUCCCAUACAGGAGCAGCCGCGUUUCCAUUACCCGAAGGAGUCUCGCCUACCUUAAAAUAUCCUCACCUCGGCCAAUUCGAUAUUGCGGGCAAGCCACGACAGCCGUUGACCAGAAAAGUCUCCGGUAUUGAGUCGAUCGUUGACGUACGCUGCUCAAGCACCCGCCUUUCCAACGAAGCGUCAUCACACGCGGAAUUGCAAGAACCAGACAUUAACACAUGCAACCGAUCCACCCCCAGACGUGUCGAUAUUCAUGAGAUCAUCACAACUCUGCCUACUGGUGACGGUGCUUACUCCACCGUUCCAUCUUCAGACGGUGAUGGUCUUCAGACUGACAAGUCGAGUCCAUGUCCUUCCAUGGAGCCAAAUCAAUUGCAUGAUAAUGAGUGUAUUGGAUCUGAGCCCGACUUGACCACGUCUCAAUUUUCCAGGGGUGUCUUUGGAAAGCAGCCUGUUUCCACGGGUCGUAUGUGGUCGACCCCGAAGAUGGGAGCCGAGCGAGUGCCAGCCACUGGUGGCAUAUCUGACAACCCCGAUUCGAGGCAUUCUCCUCUUGCUGAUGGGCACGUUUCGCCCUGCAUUAGUGAUCCCUUCAGUCCCAUUCCCCACGGAUGCACACAUCGAAAUCAGUCAGACUUUCAAUUUUCUCGAGGCGCCUUUGCUCCGAUGUUUGGAAGUUCCGCUGACUACUUUGGCGCGACAACACAGGCCUGGGCAAGUCCUAGUUUCAUGUCUUAUAGCCCGCACUGCCUAGAGAGGCAUGAAGCUCCAGAAGCCGGUGAUUUUUCUCCACAGGCUGCCAACGGCAAACCAUGUCAGCUCGGGUCAUCGUUUGAAUCGUCCACAGCCUUUAAGAGCCAUGUCGCCUUCGUCUGUCGAGCAGAUAUUGCAGAACAACAUGAUGAAUGCGACGCGACUUACAGCGAGAGGUCAUAUUCGUCUGACAACCCAUACUAUAAACCAAGUCGCUUUGCGAGGGCACAUCUAUUUUCCCAAAGCUCUCAGACCAGGGGUAGCCCUGAAUGGUCUCGUCCCAGCCAGAAGAUGCCAGAAAGCGACGUGGUCCCUGAACCCAUUAUCGAAGAGCCUUACUCACCUCCUGGCUCACCUGUACAACCAAUUAAGUUGCUUGGUAUGGGUGACACUUUCACUGGUUGA